CUCGCUUUUUAGUUUCCGUCUUUCUCGUUCAUAACACCGUCUCGUUGGCAAAGAUAUUGUGUUAAUAAAGGACGUCCAUCGCCCACAACUGACAAGAUGCGGAUGAUUACUCGGUCCCUGUCGACUCUGCUGCCUUCCGGCAUAGUAGCUGUCGAGCAGGAGCCAUUCUCGAUAUAUGUCCAUUGGCCGUACUGCUCAAGCAAAUGCACAUACUGUAACUUCAACAAGUAUGUUGACCCUGACGUCGACAACGAGCGCAUGGAGCGAUCACUGGUCACGGAGCUUAAAACUGAAUUGACACACUGGGGCCUGGAUCGAAAAUCACGACCUGUCCGGUCUGUAUAUUUUGGCGGAGGAACCCCUAGCCUGGCAAGACCAAGUAUGUUCCAAUCCGUACUGGACACCUUGGACCGAAUGUGCCAUCUCUCCAAAGAUACAGAGAUCUCCAUGGAGGGAAAUCCGUCUUCUACAACAUCUGUCCAGACACUCAAGUCCCUGCGUGAUAUUGGGAUUAAUCGAUACUCCUUGGGCGUGCAAUCCUUUCAGAACCACAUAUUGAAGGAAUUGGGUCGCGACCAUACGCCCUCUUCCGCUCUGAGGUCUUUGCUCGACGCUCGCUCUGUAUGGCCUGGAAGAGUGAACAUGGACCUAAUUAUGGGUCAUGCAGGUCAGACCCUGGAAGACUGGACGAAGGAACUGCGGUUUACGAUGGAUGUUGUAGAUGAUCACCUAAGUCUUUAUCAUCUCACGGUCGAGCCUGGAACAGCACUGCAUAAGGAUGUUACGCAGGGCAAAAUCGCUUUGCCCGACAAUGACCAGGCGACAGACAUGUAUGAGGCCAUGAUUGAGCUGACAAGCAAAGCUGGAUUCGAGCAUUAUGAGGUCUCCAAUUUUGCUAGGAACCAGGCAUACAGCAAACACAACAGUGGUCAUUGGCUAGGCGUUGAUUACUUGGGCAUAGGACCUGGGGCCCAUGGACGAGUACGCGACCCACGGACAGGAGAACGUCUACGGACGUUUAAUAUCCGCGACCCGACAGGUUGGAUGCGUCAAUGCGCCGAGCAAGGGACUGGCCUUAGACGCACAGUAGCGAUUAGUCCUGAAGAGAGCAAGCAGGAACUUGUAGUUCUGGGCAUGCGCACCAAGCUGGGAGUCGACCUGGAAACCUUCCGGCGACUUACGGGGCAGGAUCUACUUAAGUACUUAGAUGCAGAUGCGACUCGUUCAAGCAUCGGGGGAGGACUCGUUACACUGACACCAGGGGCACUGUCGCCAACAGAGAGGGGCAUGGCGGUCGCGGACGAGCUGGUGGCGAGAUUAGUUCCUUGAGUAGCAUUGAAUAUAGACAACGGGAACGUAAUUUUUAGCCCCCUCCUUUCGGGUGAGAAGGCGG
Molecule: messenger RNA, 1393 nt
Organism: Gamsiella multidivaricata
Lineage: Eukaryota; Fungi; Mortierellomycota; Mortierellomycetes; Mortierellales; Mortierellaceae
Product: coproporphyrinogen III oxidase
Exons: 12
Coding region: 97-1329 (410 amino acids)
Biological process (GO): porphyrin-containing compound biosynthetic process
Cellular component (GO): cytoplasm
Molecular function (GO): coproporphyrinogen oxidase activity; 4 iron, 4 sulfur cluster binding
Source: RefSeq, a predicted model, not a curated record